AUGGUGUACAAGUCGUUGACUGAGGUUCCUCACAACCUCAAGGAGGGCAUUGACUGGUUGGUAGCUCUGAGGGGAGACGAUUGCAGAUCUCACAUGGAGUCGAUCGCUGCCGCACUUUACGAUUUACUCGCAGACAAACCUAUUGGCUUGACAAAGGUACCAGCUCUGGAAGAGGUAAAAGUCAUUACUAAAGAGUUUAUGGAGCGUAAACAUAUUAACAACCAGGAAUUUGUGCAGACCUUACUCAGGAGGUUCAAUGGGCCUAUGGAUAAAACUAACAUUCACUUUAAACGUUUCAUGCACAAAAACGACGGCGAUUAUGAUAACAUCAUAAAGCUGAAGCGUUUAAGUCCUGAAUCCAUGGCGAGAUUCUUAGGCCUCGUUGUGUAUGGCUGCGACAAGUUUUUGAAGCAUAUGAAAAUCCCUGACGAAUAUAAGUCGGCUUACAGUUCUGAAGCUACGUGGGAGGCAUCAUGCGCUGAAGACCCAGAGGCUUGUGCAGUGGUCCUGGUGGGUAUUGCACCAAUGCUAUACACAGGUCUACGUUCUUUGAAAGAUGCAAGCGAUGAGGCAAAUAAGGACCCGUCGAAUGGUGAGACGAGAACGCGUUUGAGAAAGGUGUUGAGAGCCGUCGGUUACAGGAGAUCAAAACGGCGCGCUAAUAUUAGCGUUUCAUUUAUGUCUAAGGCGUUGAGCGAUGUGGACAAAGAUGUAUUGGACAUCCUUUACGACUUCGCUGGCUUCUGGGCAUUCUAUUGA
Messenger RNA from Babesia bigemina, 759 nucleotides. RefSeq lists its product as hypothetical. The record is from RefSeq and is a predicted model, not a curated record. The transcript has a single exon. NCBI's taxonomy places the organism in Eukaryota, Apicomplexa, Aconoidasida, Piroplasmida, Babesiidae. The coding region runs from base 1 to 759 and encodes 252 amino acids.